ACUCAACUUCGCUGCUCUCUCCUGGGAAACUUCGCUGCUCUCUCCUGGGAAACUUAGCUGCCUCUCCUGGGAAACUAAGCUACUCUCUCCUGGGAAACUUAGCUGCUCUCUCCUGGGCUUCGCUUAUCUGUGGACACCUACACUGAAAAAUAGCUUACAACUGAAUAUACAUGGCACCCGACUUGGCCCAUCUAAAGUGGCAAACUGAAGGACUCUGUUGGUAGCUGUGUUUUUAAACAGUUACGGUAUAUGAAGUUGUGUGAGUGUUUUCUGGAAGCUGUGGUAUGUAUGGGAACCAAAGGCUCUGGUGGGAACCGGAAGUGUUGUGUUUAAUCAGAGCUCUUUCUGCUCCAGUUAACACCAAUGUAUGGUCUGACCUGCCCUGCCCAGUGGGGUGUACGGCUGGACCCAAACAAUACACACAUGAGCGGAUUUAGCGCACCGGCCGCCACUCAUGCUGCCUGCUGCGCAUGAGUGCCAGUCUGGUCUGCUCUCGCCGCUCUGCCUGCCACUCUGCGCCCUCCGCCUCACCACGCCGUGCAGCUCGCUCUGCCCCCUCACAGCCGGUGGGUGAAUGCGUGUGCCGGGAGGCUCGGCUCUGGUGGAGGAGUCCGUGCGGGAGGUGCUUCUCAUCCGGAAGUCUCUAUGGGAACUCCACAAGCUCCUGACGGACCUCCCAGAUGACAUGCUAGAGGACAGCCGUGACUCCUCCCCCGAGCUCAACGACUCGCCCUGCAGUAACCAUGGCAAUGGCAACAGACCUCAGCACGCCUGGAACGGGCAAACUGACUGGACCAAUCAGAGACCCCCAGCUCUCACUGAGGAUAACUAUGAGGACGAGGGCUCGUAUCAUCAGGACUACAGCUAUGAGAACGGCCCCGGCCCACUGGGCCAGGGGGGCGUUCAGGGGUACCCGUACGAGCGCGAGGGGUACCCCUACUCCAGCACGGGGCCUGAGGAGUCCUCCUGCACCAACGACUUCUCCAUAGACAAGGGAUACGAGCAGGAACCGUACUCCCCCACCAAGCACCCAAACGACCAGCAGAACUACAACCAGUACAGGAACCACUUCCAGAAUGUGGACAAUGGUGGGACAGCAGAGAAGAUGCCCAAUCACCAUAAGGCCACUUUCCAGCCCCGCCAGCCCUCCCAGAUGUUCAACCCAGAGGGGCAUCAGAACGGGCACCUCCCGAACGGGCACCUCCCGAACGGGCACCUCCCGAACGGGCACCUCCCGAACGGCCACCUCCCGAACGGCCACCUCCCGAACGGCCACCUAGAGCAGCUGCAGCGGGACUUUCUGGACUCCAGACAGAACACGCUGGAGGGCCAGCAGUUGGCGCAGCUGCAGGUGCUGCAUCAGGCCCAGAACAGACAGCUGGAGGAGCUUGAGCGCAAGAUGGAGGACAGCAAACGCAGCAUCCGCUUCCUGGAGCACCAGCUCGCCAUCGUCAAGGAUGAGAAGGAGGGUCUGGCAGUGUCUUUGAAGGAGUCGUCUCAUGUGCUGGAGGAGAGUCAGAGCAGAGAGGCUCAGCUGCAGGCCAGCGUCACCGCCCUGGAGCGACAGAUACACACCCUCACCGAGAGAGACCAGGAGAGCCAGAAGAAGCUGUGUGUGGCCGAGGCGGCGGUGGACAGCAUGCAGCAGCAGAUGAUGGAGAUGUGUCGCUCAGACACACUCACCCGCGUCCGAGAGCAGCAUGACCGAGACACACACGCAUUCCGGGAACAGCACGAAGCCAGGGUGCUCAGCCUGCAGCAGAUGCUCGACUCACACACACAUGCCCUGCAGGAACAGACGGAGCUGGGCCAGCGGCUGCGUGAGCAGGUGCGUCAGCUGGAGCGUCAGCGUGAGGAGGAGCAGGUGGAGAGAGCCUCCGUCAUCAACGCCCUCACACAGCGCCUGGAGGACAGCCAGAAGCAGUGUGCCAAGCUGCUGCACACAGGCUCGGUGCAGGAGAUGAGUCAGAUGCAGAUGAGACUGCAGCAGGCCCAGUCUGCCAAGAGCAUGAGCGAGGAGAUGAACAAAGCACUGCAGGAGGAGCUGAGUGAACUGAAGGAUCAGAUCCGGCUGUAUGAGUCUGCAGUGAAGCUAGGGGUGGUGUCCCUGGACAGCGGGGGCGACUGGGACAACCAGCUGUCCGACUCCUACGCAGAGCUGGGCAUCAAGAAGGUCAACUGGAAAAAAACACGCAUGCACAGCACCCCGGCGCAGGGUGAGGGUGUGGAGCCGAGUGAGGUGGUGCGGGAGCUGCGGGCGGAGCUGCAGCGCUGUCUGGCCAGCCUGAAGGACAAGCGCCAGCGUAUCUCUGACCUGCAGCACGACCUGCACGUCACCCAGGAGCAGCUGCAGCAGCACAGCGUGCACACACACUCCAGCACCAGCACCUCACCGAAGGGAGACGGAAGCCUCCAGAAGCCUGCGGGAGCAGCAGCAGCGUCCUCCUCAGAUCUAACUCUGCUGCAGGAGGAGCGGCAGCACCUGCAGGACAGAGUGGAGGUCUUGGAGAGGCGUAAUGCGGAGCUGAAGCAGAGCGAGGAGAAGGUGAAGGCGGCCAACUCUGAGCUGUGCUCCAAGAUGAGGGAGAUGAUCCAGGAGCUGGACCAGGAGAAGCAGGAGGCAGAGGAGCGGUAUGAGCGGACGCAGCAGCAGUUCCGUGAUGACGUGGUGAAGCGUGUGAGUUCGGAGCUGACCCAGGAGCACCAGGCUCAGAUGGAGGAGCUGAGGACCCAACACCAGCAGCAGACCCAGGCCCUAGAGUCUAAGCUGUGUGAGCUGCAGGGGGAGAUGGUUGCAGUACAGGAGUGCUACAUCUCCAUCUGUAAGGAGAAAGACCGGCUGGAGGAGGAGGAGAGUAAGAGGCAGCAGGCGAGUGAGCGUGCUGUGGAGCAGCUGCGUGCAGAGCUGCAGAGUGAGCACCAGGGGGAGCUGUCGCGCCUCAGGAGCCAGUGGGAGGCGGAGCAGCAGGAGCAUCUCCAGAGCAACCUGGCCUCGGCCCAGCAGAGCUGGCAGCAGCAGCAGCAGGAGGUGGAGCGGGCCUGGUCUGUGCGUCUGGAGCGCGCGGUGGAGGAGGAGCGGAGGCGGCGGGCGGCGGUGACCCAGGAGGGGGGCUGCCAGACGGAGGCUCGGGAGGAGGUGCAGGCCCCCAUGGUCCCUCGGGAGGAGGUGCAGGCCCCCAUGGUCCCUCGGGAGGAGGUGCAGGCCCCCGCGGUCCCUCGGGAGGAGGUGCAGGCCCCUGCGGUCCCUUGGGAGGAGGUGCAGGCGCAGCUGCAGGAGCAGAGGGAGCGGCUGCAGAGGGAGGCGCAGGAGGAGCAGGUGGCGGCCGUGAGGAGGGCACAGCGGGAGCUGCAGCAGAAGCACCUCAAGGAGGUGGCCAAACACGUGGAGGGGGCCGUGUCCAGGGCUCAUAGCCGCUGGCUGGAAGAGCUGCCCACACAACCGGAGUACAAGGCCAGACUGCAGGCUGAGAAAAGCCAGUGGGAACAGCACACACACACACAGAUCUCCGCUGCUGUAGAGGCUGCAAAGGACCAAUGGGAGGAGGCCGCGCAGGCAGACAGGGCGGAGCUGGAGCAGAGCAGAGAGCGUAUUGGCCAGCUGCAGGAGGAGGUGCGCUCCCUUCAGGAGGAGGCGCGCUCCCUGGGCGAGCAGCAGGAGGCGCUGCUCGGAGCGGAGCUGGCCGCGGCCCGCACCUCCUGGACCCGCCGGCAGCAGGAGGAGACGGGCCGUCUCCAGAACCAGCACCAGACCCAGCUGGAGCAGGACCUGCAGCGGGCCAGAGAGGAGGCGCAGCAGGAGGUGAAGGAGGGCCUGCAGGAGGCGCUGCAGCUGCUGAGGAGAGAGGGGGAGAGGACAGAGGAGAAGAGCGACUGCAGGAGAGGGGGGCUGAGGGAGCUCUGCAGGGAGGCGCUGGCUAGAGCUGUGGCCAUCGCCCGCCAGGACUGGAGCAAGAGGAGUGAGGAGAAACUGAGGCACGUGCUGAAGGAGAUGCAGGAGCGACACCAGAAGGAAAUUCUCCAGCUGCAGAACUCGUCAGCGGAGGGCUUGGAUGUUCCGUGUGUCAGUAAGCGUUGCUCGGAGACGGCCUCCCGACUGCAGAAGAAGACUCAGGAGCUGCAGAGGCAGCUGGAGAAAGCCUGCAGACAACUGCAGCAGACCACCAGAGACCACCGCACCACCCUGCACACACUCACAGAGGAGCACGAGGAGGUCUUGCGACAGGAAAGGGAAGCCCAUGCCAAGGCUGUGGAAGAGGCCAAAAGAUCUGCUCAGGAGGAAGGUCAUGGCGGUCAGAAGAGCCUCCAGGCUGGCCUGGAGGAGAUGAAGGAGCAGUACACUGGCGCGGUGGAGAAGAUCAGAGGGGAUAUGCUGCGGUAUCUGCAGGAGAGUAAGGAGCGUGCGGCAGAGCUGAUCCGUGGGGAGGUACAGAGGGAGCGCCAGGAGACGGCCAGACGCAUGCGGCGAUACUACCUCACCUGCCUGCAGGAGCUGCUGCACGAUGGGGGGCACGCCAACGGCGCUGCUGAGAAGAAAAUCAUUAACGCAGCCAGCAAACUAGCCGCCAUGGCCAAAGUCUUGGAGACGCCCACGAACAAGAAGAAACUCGGCAAGAGCCAAACCGCCCAAGAGGAAGCCAACCUCAUCAGUGUUCCAGGCCAGACUCCCAGAGUUCCCUCUGGCCUGGCCCCUACCUCUGCGCUGGGAGACCCUGUAGGAGUAAGGCCUCAGGCCCUGGCCUGUGUCAGAGAGGCUUCGGAGAGCAGUGGCCAAUCAAACGCUUGCGCCAUCUCGGCCCCAGAAAGCAGCAGCCUGCCCAGGGGCCUGGGGGACCGCACGGCCUCAGAGAGCAGGGGGGCCCCCAGAGAGCAGCCCCAGGGCCUGAGGGGCCCCACGCCUCCACAACUGAAGCCUCCGGCCUCCCAGAAGCCCCCCAUGUCCGCCGCACCCCUCCUCGUCCUCGGCGCACGGCGGGCGCCAGAGGGCAGACGCCAGCCGGGCACACGUCACCCUGAGGAGCCAGCACAGGGAGCGGGAGAGAGAGAAGGAGCCACCGCAGCAGCGUCCACGCCGCUCUGACUCGGAUCCAGG
This is a messenger RNA of Alosa alosa (allis shad), 5089 nucleotides long. RefSeq names its product centrosomal protein 152 (gene cep152). Gene Ontology annotation, cellular component: centrosome. The record is from RefSeq and is a predicted model, not a curated record. Bases 575 to 5077 code for a protein of 1500 amino acids. Lineage: Eukaryota; Metazoa; Chordata; Actinopteri; Clupeiformes; Clupeidae. Gene Ontology annotation, biological process: centriole replication. The transcript has 27 exons.